Molecule: messenger RNA, 3264 nt
Organism: Sebastes umbrosus (honeycomb rockfish)
Lineage: Eukaryota; Metazoa; Chordata; Actinopteri; Perciformes; Sebastidae
Gene: msx1a
Product: muscle segment homeobox 1a
Exons: 2
Coding region: 452-1261 (269 amino acids)
Biological process (GO): embryonic morphogenesis; regulation of transcription by RNA polymerase II
Cellular component (GO): nucleus
Molecular function (GO): RNA polymerase II transcription regulatory region sequence-specific DNA binding; DNA-binding transcription factor activity, RNA polymerase II-specific
Source: RefSeq, a predicted model, not a curated record
AAUAAUAAUAAAAAAAUGUUUUGGGGCAGAAAAGUUAUCAAUAAACAUGGUGCGUAAAAAUAGAAACAAUGCCUAUAUAGCUCCUAUAAUGAAAUGUCAAUAAGUUAAUUAUAGGGUAUACUAACAUCAUUUUGUGGGAUUUGGUCUUGAUGGAACCAUGGCCCAUUAAGAGUUGUUUAUGUUUAUCUGAAGUUGCUUGUUUUAAAAAAAAAAGAAAAAGUAACUAUUGUUAACUUCCCCAUGCACUUUUUUUCUUUUUUCUUUCGGAGUCCAGGUCCAGCCCAUCUCGCUCCUGAUUGGCCGCCUCUCUCUCCACGCCUGCCUUUAUUAUAAGCCCUCUGCGCUCCACAAUUUGGUCACAUAAACAUGAGGAUACCGUCACCUUAGGGCGCACCAGCAACUAACUUUGUGCAGCAACUCUUUUUCCACUGUGUGUCCAGUCCGGACCUGUAUGGCCCCAUCAUCGAUCACCAUGUCAGCUUUGACCAGCAGAGUUGAGAUGCAGAGCAGCACCAGCCUGAGUUCCUCCGCAGCAGCAGAGGAGACCGUGAAACCCAAAGUGGCUAUCUUACCCUUCAGCGUGGAGGCUCUGAUGGCGGAUAGGAAACCCAGCAGAGAGGUGGUGGUGCUGGCAUCAUCUCCGGAUGGUCCCGGGACGUCCCUGGGCGUCAGGAUGUCCUCUUUCGGUAGUCUGGAUACUUCUGCUCCUUCUGCUUUACCCAUGAGCUCUCCGUUUUCAGUGGGCGACAUCAUGAACAUGCCAGAAGACGUGUUGAUUAAACCAGAGAGUCCGGACAGUAACGACAGGACUUCAUGGCUGCAGAGUCCUCGUUUUUCUCCAACACCUCCAAGAAGACUGAGUCCUCCUGCCUGUCCUUUGAGAAAACACAAGACCAACAGAAAGCCCCGGACCCCCUUCACCACGUCCCAGCUGCUGGCCCUGGAGAGGAAGUUCCGCCAGAAGCAGUACCUGUCCAUCGCAGAGCGCGCAGAGUUCUCCAGCUCCCUCAACCUGACGGAGACCCAGGUCAAGAUCUGGUUCCAGAACCGGCGAGCCAAAGCCAAGAGGCUGCAGGAGGCAGAACUUGAGAAACUGAAAAUGGCAGCUAAGCCCAUGCUGCCUCCAGCUUUCGGGAUUUCCUUUCCUCUGGGUGCUCACGUGCCGUACGGCUCGCACCCGUUCCAGAGGCACUCUCUGCCGGUCUCCCCAGUGGGACUGUAUGCAGCUCACGUCGGAUACAGCAUGUACCACCUCACCUGACAGGGACGCACGUGCAGUGGGACACGAGGGGGUUUAGACUACUUUCUGAGCUCAAGAGGGGGGUACCUGCGGACAGGUGAGGUGACACUAAACACUAAAUAAAGAGGCAUGUCAGGAGGCCAACACCUCCAAAACAGACCCUCUGAGGACCUUGAAGUUUAUCCACCUCUCUUGACCUCACCAGUAAGGUCACACUGCAGAAAUAAUCCAACUUUAUUAGUCAUUUAGUCUUAAAUCUGUAUUUGCCAGUGGACUUAAUCACAAUGUCAAUCAAGAUUGAUAGUAUUUCAGAAAAUAAUCUGAGACUAAAUGACUUUUAAGGUGGACAUUUUUGCUGUGCAGUGGUGGAAAAACAAUUUUGCAGGCCAAUGAUAUCACGAAUGGACAGUCAAGUGUGGACACUAGACUGUGUCUGCACGGUGUGUCAAAGAUAGCCCACGUGCAGUGGGACACAAGGGGGUUUAGACUACUUUCUGAGCUUGAGAGGGGGGUACCUGCGGACAGGUGAGGUGACACUAAACACUAAAUAAAGAGGCAUGUAAGGAGGGCCAAGACCUCCAAAACAGACCCUCUGAGGACCUUGAAGUUUAUCCACCUCUCUUGACCUUCACACACUGCAGAAAUAAUCCAACUUUAUUAGUCAUUUAGUCUAUUUGUCAGUGGACUUAAUCACAAUGCCAAUUAAGAUUGAUAUAAAUCCUAUUUCAGAGAAUAAUCUGAGACUAAAUGAUUUUUAAGAUGGACAUUUUUGCGGUGCAGUGGUGGAAAACUAUUUCAAAGGCCUAUGAUAUCACGAAUGGACAGUCAAGUGUGGACAGUAGACUGUGUGCCACAGUGUGUCAAAGAUAGCCCUUCUCCUCUAUCUACCCCAGCCAGGUAAAAAAAAAACAGCUUCUAAAGUAAGUCAGGACCUUGAAGUUCAUCCACCUCUCUUGACCUCGCCAGUAAAUUCACACACUGCAGAAAUAAUCCAACUUUAUUAGUCAUUUAGUCUUAAAUCUGUGAGUCAUUCUAUAAUUAGGGGUACAUUUCAUGUCAACCAAAAAGUGAAGAAAUCAGUUUUCUUUUUUGAUAAAUAAUUUAGUUGUUACCAUAAUAUACCCCCCUAAAUGUGCUAAAUUCAUAAAUUGCCAAUCUUAAACUCUAAUGACUUUUUAAAUAUUUUAAUGAAAAUAAACAUUUGAUUCAUUAUUUUGCCAACUGUGUUAAAGACAAAUGUUGUGUCAUAUAAAACAUGAGGUACAAGGUACUACACAUUUUUACUACAACGCUUUUGAGUCUAUUCACCAAAGGUUUUAAGGUUGCCUGUGUAACUGAUUUGAAAAUAUGAAUUUUGAGCUUCAUAAUGGACAUUUUAUGGGAUGCUAUCAGGAAGGAUGAAUAUUUUUUCAACAUAAAUCCACAUUACACUGAAUUUAGAGUUAUUCACCAUCCUUAUGUAAGACUUCCACAACUAAAUCACAAUGCCAAUUGAAUAAUCUGAAACUAAAUGACUUUUAAGAUGGACAUUUUUGCAGUGCAGUGGUGGAAAAACAAUUUUGCAGGCCUGUGAUAUAAAAAAUGGACAGUCAAGUGUGGACACUAGACUGUGUGCCACAGUGUGUCCUCUUAUCUUCCCCACCAGGUUAAAAAAACAGCUUCUAAAGUAAGUCAGAGACUAUAUUGUGCAGCUUCACAUUUUGCACCAACAAUCUUCAUGCAUCGUUGGGGCUGCUGUCACAAUGCAAAAAAAAAAACACAAUUUUUUUUUGCAUUCAUAUCAAUGCGUAUAACUAUAGUUGGGUUACUGAAUCCAGUGUCAAUGAAUGCUCUUUGUGAAUUUGGAGAACCACAGCAUUUGUUUUUAUUUUUUUUCUAUAACAGCACUGUCUGUUGUUGGAUUGAUUCCCUUCGGAAGGGAUAUGUGUACUGUAAAAUAAUGUAUAUUUGAAGAAUAUCCUCAUUUAUAUUAUGAAUAUAUUUGUGACAUAACUUAACAAUAAAUUGUUUAUUCUUUUUCAUUA